This is a messenger RNA of Lacerta agilis (Sand lizard), 1369 nucleotides long. It is a transcript of the gene SNX11, whose product is annotated as sorting nexin 11. NCBI's taxonomy places the organism in Eukaryota, Metazoa, Chordata, Lepidosauria, Squamata, Lacertidae. The record is from RefSeq and is a predicted model, not a curated record. The transcript has 5 exons. Gene Ontology annotation, molecular function: phosphatidylinositol binding. Bases 16 to 720 code for a protein of 234 amino acids. Gene Ontology annotation, biological process: intracellular protein transport.
AUCUUAAGGUGUGGGAUGGGAAGCUAUGGGGAGGAGUGUUGGGAUUGGAGACUUUUGAAUGUGCCCCCCCUCUAUCCUCAUGUUCAGGAGCUGACCACUGUGCGUGUCCAAGAUCCUCGUGUCCAGAACGAGGGCUCCUGGAACUCUUAUGUGGACUACAAAAUAUUCCUCCACACCAACAGCAAAGCCUUUACAGCCAAGACAUCCUGUGUACGCAGACGGUACCGUGAGUUCGUGUGGCUGAAGAAACAGCUGCAGAAAAAUGCCGGCUUGGUGCCUGUCCCAGAACUUCCAGGGAAGUCCACCUUCUUUGCAGGCAGCACUGAUGAAUUCAUUGAGAAGCGGAGGCAAGGGCUGCAGCAGUUCCUGGAGAAGGUGGUACAGAAUGUUGUGCUCCUUUCGGAUAGCCAGCUGCACCUCUUCCUCCAGAGCCAGCUCUCUAUACCAGAGAUUGAAGCUUGUGUCCAGGGUCGGGGCUCUCUGAGCGUCACAGAUGCCAUUCUCCAUUACGCCAUGUCAAACUGUGGUUGGGUGCAGGAGGAGGAAAGCCAUUCCGCUCUGCUGGCCAAAGGGGACUUCAGCAGCAGCUCUGUGGAAUCUCACCCUCAUUGGAGUGACAUCAGCAUGGAAGACAGCCAGUUGGAGAGCCCGGAUUCUGAGGAAGAGGAGCCACUGCCGGUUGACUCUGUAGCAUCAGCUGACUUUGUCAAGGAACAGUGAGAGCAAGAAGGAAAAGGGCUCCGCCCAGGAUGUGCUUGGAGCUCUGUCUCUAGCCCUUUCCUGGAAAUUGCAUUGCCUGUCAAAACUCCAGGGUCCAACUCCUGUGAUGUAACUGGUGACCUGAGUGAGCGACCAGCCUAGACCGAUGCCCCAGAAGCUGAAGCUCACGCCUAGGAAUACUGCAGUAGCUGUAAAUUAUAUGAUGUAGCUCCUGUUCUUGCAGUCUGAUCCUGCCUUGUAGAAAAUGAGCUGGCUUCCAGCAAGGGCAUGUCAGCCUAUCACUUCUUAUCCCACCUUCUGUAGAUUUUGGCAAACAAUCCUACGCAGGAAGCUGUUCGGUUUUGUUUUGGCUGCGUUCCCUUUCUCUCCCUCCUCCUCUCCAUCACUGAUAGUGUUUCUCGCAGAGGCCCAGCUGUCUUUGGUUACCCUGUAGGCGUGUCAAAAACAGUUCGCCUGGGGUUGGACUUUCCUUUGUUACAGAGAGCCAGAGAGCCCACCUGCUGGCUGUGGAUGCCAAGCCCACAUCUGGGUUUCCCUGGCGAAGCUGCAUGCAGCUGGGAUGAGUGGCUGCACACCCUCGCCAGCUCAUUAGCACCAGAGCUGAUUCUUCUGGUUACAGGGUGCAUGUGUUAAGAACAUAGAGGGGGAA